AUGGAAUUUUGCACAAAACUUGAGUCUGCCCUACUGGUUCGAGAGUCAAAGGAUACUGAUGCUAAAGAUUUGACUAAUCAGCUGAAUGUCAUAUCAAGAAGACUUGUAAAAUCCUAUGGUCCUCUGAAAGUGCUUGAGCUACUUUGCGAGCAGCAACAAAGAGAAAUCUUUCCAAAUUUGUACAUCACUUCCAGAAUUCUACUCACCCUACCACUGUAUGCAUAUCCAGUUUUGGACAGUGACACCCAGCCAUCCAUACAAAUUGAUGUCUAUUGCACUAUUAAUGGAUUGGAGAAGCUUGUUACAUCAGUAAUGACAAGUAGUUUCAAUAGCCAGAUCUGGAACAUGUCCAAAGUCUCUGAAAUUGAGAUAGAAGAGAAUGAACGAGAAAGAUCAAUUGAGCUAGCAAUUACUUACAUCAACGGAGAAUUAAAUACAAAGCUGAAUGGCCUGAACCCAUCUGAAAGUCAAUUCGAUGUUGACACAUUAUUAAAGGACUUUUUCUCAGACUUGCAACUGGAAGCUGACAAACAGCCAAUAAAUAGAAAAGUAACAGAUGCUUGUAUCAGUGAAGAUAAUGCUGAAGCUGAUACAGACAAAGACAGGAGGGGCUCGAAACAAAAUAAACAAUCUCCGAACAAGAAAUCUACCAAAGGAAAAUGCAAAUCUGAAAUAAUCUUACCACCAGAUUCACCAAUUAAAAAGUGGCUUUCAGGUACUCCUGCACUUAGUGCAGUCAGCCUGGCAAUAUGCAUCACAGGUGCUGUUCUAAAAAACAUUCCUCUCCACGAUCACAUAUUCCAACUUACCGACCCUCCACUAGAAGUAAGCUAUUUGUUUUUAAUGUAAUACAUAAAAUGUGAUGGAU
Molecule: messenger RNA, 868 nt
Organism: Octopus bimaculoides (California two-spot octopus)
Lineage: Eukaryota; Metazoa; Mollusca; Cephalopoda; Octopoda; Octopodidae
Product: enolase 4
Biological process (GO): glycolytic process
Cellular component (GO): phosphopyruvate hydratase complex
Molecular function (GO): phosphopyruvate hydratase activity; magnesium ion binding
Source: RefSeq, a predicted model, not a curated record